AUGCGCAUAUUUAUUGCGGCAUUGUCAGUUGUAAACAUUGAAGACAUAUUUAACCCGGUACCUGCCAGAGUAGUUUGGGCGGCAGUCGGCAAGAGCGUCGAUUUACUAUGCGAUUUAACACCACCAACGCCGCAGGAUUCCGUAAAGCUGCUGUUGUGGUUCAAGGACUCCACCGGAAUACCACUUUACAGUUUGGAUUCACGAGGUGGCAAUAUCAAAUUAGCACCACACUCAGCCAUAGCUAGCGACUUGGGCCAGCGUUUAUUCUUUUCCAUUGGUGAUAAUCUUAAGGAUUCACGAUUACAAAUACGCGAUGUGAAGCCAACCGAUGGCGGCAUUUACCGUUGUAGAAUAGAUUUUUUCAAUUCGCCAACACGCAACUUUAGAAUUAAUUUAACAUUAGUAGUGCCCCCAGAGGAGCCACGCAUUUUCGAUGCACAAGGCAAAGAGAUUGCCCAAAUGGCCGGACCAUUUCGUGAGGGCUAUGAGCUUUUUUUAUGCUGUCAAGUGAAAGGAGGUCGCCCAGCGCCUAAAGUCACCUGGUGGCGUGACGAUGUCGAACUUAAGGGCACUAGUCACACGUCCGUCGAGGAGGGUGCCACUGUCAUGGUGAAUCAGCUGUUGAUUGGCACGACGACGCGUGACUAUUUCGGUGCGAAAAUCGAGUGUCGGGCGCAAGGCACGAAACUAAUAGCGCCGGUGGUGAAAGAAGUAACGGUACAAGUGCAUUUGAAACCGGUGCGCGUGAAAAUCCUCACAGCCAAUGACCUGCUCACCGCCGGUCAGCCUGUGCCUUUGCGCUGCGAUUCGUGGGGCUCAUAUCCGGCGGCGAAGAUUACAUGGCUUUUGGACGGUGAGCCGAUACGCAAUGCGGAAGUGACUGUGCACAGUGACAGAGAGGACUCAAAUACCACAACUAGUAUACUCAAUCUGAAGGUAACUUCGGAAAAUGAUAAUGCGGAGCUGAUGUGUCGAGCGUCGAAUCCUUGGUUUUCCGGCAGCGCUAUUGAGGAUAAGCGCAUCAUACGUGUGGCAUAUCCACCAACAGUCUCAGUGCACUUAGCCAACGAGGACCCUAGUCGGUUUGUUACCAAAGCCGAAGGCCAAAAUGUCACCUUCAAGUGUCGUGCGGAUGCGCGACCUCCUGUGAGCUCGUAUGCCUGGUUUAAAAAUGGUAUGCGUAUGUCUGGCGAGAGCUCUGAGAUUCUCCAUUUGACCCAACUGGCGCGUGAGAGUGCUGGCGCUUACGCUUGUGGCGCGGCAAAUACGGAGGGAGAGACGCGUAGCUCCAGUCUAACACUGAAAGUGCAAUACUCGCCCAGAUGCCGACCGGGCACAGAGCAAACAUCACUUGGAGCACUGAAUAUGCACUCGGUGCAGGUGAAAUGUGAAGUGGAUGCAGAUCCGCCAGACUCGGUGAAAUUCAGUUGGACUUACAACAACACGAGAAAUGUGUCGCCGGUGCUCAAUUCGAGAAUCACUUCAAAUGGUCUGGUCAGCACCGUUACGUAUUUGCCACAAACCGACUCCGAACUGAUAACGCUCGCCUGCUGGGCCAGCAACUCGGUGGGACGUCAAACCAUCCCCUGUCUGGUGCAUAUACUCCCAGCAAAUCCACCAGAGGCCCCAAAGGCAUGUGAACUGCGCAAUGAUACAGUUUUGGAAGUUGUUUGUUUGGCGGGCAAUGAUGGCGGUCUUACACAAUAUUUCCUGCUAGAGGUAAUUGGCGGUGAUCCGCUGUAUGCGAACGAUGUGAGUCGUAGUUUUGCCGAUGCUAAUGUGGGCGACAACGAGCUAUCCACGAUGAAUGAUCAGGCGACGUCAGCACCAGUGCUCCGCAUGCAAGAGCCGCAACCGCAAUUUCGUCUCAACAGCUUGGAACCGGGCAGAGAAUAUCAAUUCCUGGUGUACGCCGUUAACGCGAAGGGACGCAGCGAACCGCCGGUCGUUAUUGAACGUGUACGAGUGGCGGCCCAAUUGGGGCCUUACGAUGAAUCCAUACUCUCCGAGGAUCCCACACCAGCAGAGACUACACAUCAUUCAAGUGGCGGCUUAAGUGCCAGUGCUAGUGGUUCCAACGGCGUGGUGGGCGUGGGUGCAGGCGCCAGCAUUGACGCGCAUGGACAUGAGAAACAGCAAUCGACGCUACUCAUAUUGGCCGCGGUUGUGGCGAUAGGAGCGGUCAUUGUAACGUCAAUUAUCGUGGCGGGUAUAGUGGUCGUCUGUAGGCAUCGACCGCGACCUCCUGAACCGCAGGAUGUGCGCAAAAGUAUGCG
Messenger RNA from Ceratitis capitata (Mediterranean fruit fly), 2276 nucleotides. It is a transcript of the gene side, whose product is annotated as hemicentin-1. The annotation marks the transcript as partial. Gene Ontology annotation, molecular function: protein binding. Lineage: Eukaryota; Metazoa; Arthropoda; Insecta; Diptera; Tephritidae. The transcript has 14 exons. The record is from RefSeq and is a predicted model, not a curated record.